This is a messenger RNA of Annulohypoxylon truncatum, 1781 nucleotides long. RefSeq names its product SET domain-containing protein. The record is from RefSeq and is a predicted model, not a curated record. Lineage: Eukaryota; Fungi; Ascomycota; Sordariomycetes; Xylariales; Hypoxylaceae. The transcript has a single exon. The coding region runs from base 427 to 1275 and encodes 282 amino acids. Gene Ontology annotation, molecular function: protein binding.
GGAGUGAUUAAUCCUUAAUUCUUGUGGUGGAUACGGAGGGAAUGAAUCGAGCUAGGCUACCUAUCCUUGGACCUCUAUCGAAACCCGGGGUUAUCAGGCAGGUUGUCUUAGGAAUUAAAGGAACUGUCAAAAUAAACCCUUCGAGGUCAUAUCUGCCUGGAUAGAAGGGUGCUUAGAUGCCUAAGCAUGAACAUGAAGUGGCAGAUGUCCUCAUUCUUCCUAGAGCUACCCAUACAAAAGACCAAAGAUCUAUCAUAUUCCAAUGAUACCAUGAACAUUCCAUUUACCAUAAUCUACUUGAUCCAUCGCAAACUCUAUGACUGUCCUCACAAACUUGGUGAGCUCUUCUGACACGCAUGGGCAUGAACGGCACAAGUGAGUUAUGCGCCUCAUGGGAACCAUCACUUGUAACUUACCACGCUAGAAAUGAUUGAAAUUCGCCGACUAGAAUCCGAUGGCGGUGAAGCAGUGUUCGCGGCAGUGGAUAUCCGCCGAGGCACGCGCUUUGCUGCCGAGCUCCCUCUCGUAAUGGUACCACCCGUGUCCGACAACGAUGAGAUACCUGAGUUUUAUAGGGCUAUCGACGACCUGCCACAAGAAAAAUCAGCAGAGAUGGCCCAACUACUCGGUCAUCCCGUAGUCACUGAAAGUAUCAAGAAGGACCCACAGGUCCGCCACGAAGCUUGGAGCUUCUACAAGGCUAAGAAGUGGAAGAGCAAGGAAGGAACUCACCUUCAGGGAAAGAAGUUAAGAAGAGCGGUUACGAGAAUUACCAACCUCUGCGCCGUCUAUCUUGCCCAUAACGUCCAGCUAGGUCCGAAAGGAAAAUACGGCUCGGGCGUUUUCUCCUUGUAUAGCCGGAUUGGUCACAGCUGCGUGCCCAAUGCGUAUAAUUCAUGGAACCCGACGUUGGAGCGGUUGACCAUACACGCACUCCAUGACCUCAAAGCAGGCGACCAAAUUUUUGUAAAUUAUACCGGUAAUGUCUGUCGAACUCGCCAGCAGCGUGCGUUUUCUCUCGCAGCCACAUGGGGGAUAAUUUGCAGCUGCCCGGCUUGCACUGAGCCGGCAAUCGAUCAACUGCGCCGUCGUAUGCUAAUCAUGGACCAAGCUUUGGCAGCAUACACAUGCGGCGCGUCUCAAGAGCCGAAUUUCAGUGCCAUCUAUGGCGUCCCUAGAAUAGUGACGGCCAAAGAAGCGCUGAAGACGGCAGAGGAGCUUUCACAUCUCCUCAAAAGACAGAGGCUAUGUGGCAUGGAGCUUUGUAAGGCGUAAGUGAUGCUCGGGGAACUCUUGAAACUGUACCAUACAAGGCGUGGUUAAUGAAGGCGAUGACAGGUUUCGCGAAUGUUCGAAGUACGCCCUCAACGCCGGGCUCACGGCUAAGGCCCUUGGAUAUGCGCGCAAAGAACUAGACCUUGAGAAACUGUUGAUCGGUACUGAAACCACUCAUCUUGUAGAGGACCUCAACGGUGCUAAGUAUUGGACCGACUACGUACGAAAUGAGAUAAGUCGUAUUCCAUCUCAUGCAGAGUAUUAAGGACAUGACAAAAAUUUCGGCCAUGAGUGGUAUUGUGUAGGAACUGCGCUUGGGCUUUGGGACGGGAAUGGGUGAAGCCACUCAAUUACUUAUUUGAGGGCAUAUGACAGGUUCAUCAUCGACUUCUGGAUAGGUACUUACUAAUCUAGAUUGUCCCCAACGAUUUCUUAAUCCAUGCAUUAGAUGGUAGAUGGUAUGUGCGAGUAGUCAAAGACCCUUUCAUCCAUCACAUUGUCUAAAC